Pan troglodytes (chimpanzee) is the source of this 962-nucleotide messenger RNA. RefSeq names its product vexin (gene VXN). The transcript has 6 exons. Gene Ontology annotation, biological process: neurogenesis; neuron differentiation. The record is from RefSeq and is marked validated. The coding region runs from base 103 to 726 and encodes 207 amino acids. Lineage: Eukaryota; Metazoa; Chordata; Mammalia; Primates; Hominidae.
GCACAAUGAUCCCUGAGCCAGACUGGAUUAGGAUGCCUCGCGACUAGGGGUCCAGAGACAGAGGCCUCCAGUUCCCAGGCACUUCGGGAAGAGGAGGCUGAAAUGAUGCAUCAGAUUUACAGCUGCAGUGACGAGAACAUAGAAGUUUUCACCACCGUGAUUCCUUCCAAGGUAUCCAGUCCAGCCAGAAGAAGAGCCAAAAGCUCUCAGCACCUCUUGACCAAGAAUGUGGUGAUCGAGUCGGACCUGUACACGCACCAGCCCCUGGAGCUGCUGCCCCACCGCGGAGACCGCAGGGACCCUGGCGACCGCCGCAGGUUUGGGCGGCUCCAGACCGCGCGGCCGCCCACAGCCCACCCGGCCAAAGCCUCUGCCAGACCCGUGGGGAUUUCUGAACCCAAAACAUCAAAUCUGUGUGGGAAUCGAGCAUAUGGAAAAUCUCUGAUACCGCCAGUGCCCCGGAUCUCAGUGAAAACUUCGGCCUCUGCCUCAUUGGAGGCGACAGCCAUGGGCACAGAGAAGGGAGCUGUUCUGAUGAGAGGAUCCAGACAUCUCAAGAAGAUGACUGAAGAGUAUCCAGCCCUUCCCCAAGGAGCGGAAGCCUCUCUACCACUGACGGGCAGUGCUUCCUGCGGCGUCCCCGGCAUCCUCCGGAAAAUGUGGACAAGGCACAAGAAGAAGUCUGAAUAUGUGGGAGCCACCAACAGCGCCUUUGAGGCCGACUAAAGGUGACCCUCUUCAAGUGCCGUGUGUUGGCCAAGGUUCCCCGGACAAGAGGAAAAACCUUCAGGAUUGAAACUGAGCCACACGCACCUCUGCUAGUAGCUGGUCCAAACCCAUUAUCCUCCCUCACUCAUUGAUUACCCUGGGAUAGGGCACAGGAAAGAAAUGUCCCUCGAAGGCAAUAUAAAACUGCCCCUUCUUAGAAUUGCUAAAGCGAUUGGUCUGAAAGUGACUUUGGG